Messenger RNA from Engraulis encrasicolus (European anchovy), 2799 nucleotides. RefSeq lists its product as uncharacterized. Gene Ontology annotation, molecular function: nucleic acid binding. Gene Ontology annotation, biological process: DNA integration. The record is from RefSeq and is a predicted model, not a curated record. Lineage: Eukaryota; Metazoa; Chordata; Actinopteri; Clupeiformes; Engraulidae. The transcript is spliced from 2 exons. The coding region runs from base 1 to 2799 and encodes 932 amino acids.
AUGGCUCAAGGACUCCGCCGUAUCGAUCCACUUGUGUUUGAUGAACAUAUUGCCGACAACUGGCGCAGAUUUGAGAAGGAAUGGACAAUCUACUGCAACGCAGGACUCUCGGACAAGUCCAAGAAAGUUCAAGCCUACACGCUACUGAACCUAGCCGGACCGGAGGCUGCGGAGAAGUCGGAAUCUUUUGUGAUCCCCAUUGCCAUGAAAGAUAAGGUCAAGGCGGAGCUGGAUCGAAUGACUGCUCUCGGUGUCAUUACACCAGAAAAUGAAGCAACAGAAUGGGUGUCUGCCAUGGUUGCAGCAAAGAAAAAAGACGGCACAGUGCGGAUCUGCAUAGACCCAGUGCAUCUGAACCAGGCUCUCCUCAGACCCCGCCAUCCCCUCAAAUCCAUCGAGCAAAUCAUCGCAGACAUGCCUGAGGCAAAAAUAUUUAGCAUCUUAGAUGCCAAAUGCGGAUUUUGGCAAAUACCCCUUGACCAUGCAUCCUCAAAACUGACGACAUUUAUGUCACCUCAUGGCCGAUACAGGUUCCUGAGAAUGCCAUACGGCAUAUGCACAGGCAGCGAGGUCUUCCAAAACGUGAUGGAACAGCUGUUUGCAGGACAACCGUGCGAGAUCGUGGUCGAUGACAUCCUCAUCUGGGGACGCACAUUACAAGAACACGAUGAACGCCUGACACAGGUGAUGAACAGGAUCCGUGCCAUCAACAUGAAGCUCAAUCCUGAGAAAUGCAAAUUCAGGGUCAACUCUGUGCAGUAUGUUGGCCACCUGUUAACUGCUGACGGGGUUAAGCCAGAUCCUGAAAAGGUCAAAGCUGUCUGCGAGAUGGAGAAGCCUCAGGACAAGCAGACACUACAGCAAUUUCUGGGCAUGACCAACUAUUUAUCCAAAUUCAUUCCCCAGUACAGUGACAUGACGGGCCCUUUGAGACAGCUGAUACACCACGACGUGGAGUGGCACUGGCAUGACGCCCAUGAUGCGGCGUUCAGAAAACUGAAACAGGCGCUGACCAAUCCCCCCGUGCUACAGUUCUUUGACACCUCAAAGCCAGUGGUCAUAUCAGCAGACGCCUCCCAACAUGGUCUCGGGGCAGUGUGCCUCCAACAAGGCCGGCCAGUGGCAUUCGCAUCCCGUGCCCUCACACCGACUGAGUCCAGGUAUGCUCAGAUUGAAAAGGAAAUGUUAGCCCUGGUGUUUGCAGCUAAAAAAUUUCAUGACUUCAUAUACGGCCGCCCUGUUACUGCUGAAACAGAUCACCAGCCCCUUGUAACCAUUCUGAGAAAGCCACUGCACACCGCAUCACCACGCCUGCAGGGUAUGAUGCUAAAGUUGCAGCGCUACGACCUGGAUGUGAUGUACAAGCGAGGCAAAGAGCUGUAUGUGGCAGACGCGCUGUCACGAGCACAUUUACCUGAGUCUGAGCCCCCGCUUACUGAUGACUUACUAGAGGUGAUGACGGUCCAGGUUCUCUCCUCACGUCGCACAGAUGAAUUACGAGAUGCAGUCAAGAGCGACAUCACCUGUCAACAGCUCUGUGAAGUCAUCUUACACGGCUGGCCCAGCACCUCCAAGGAACUACCACAGCUGCUGCGACCAUUCUUCUCCAUGAAGGAGGAGCUGACAUUGGAUGACGGGUUGAUCCUACGAGGGCAAAGGGUUGUGAUACCUGCAGUACUGCAAAAGUUCUACACUGACCAGUUACACCAAGGCCAUCCCGGAAUGGAAGCCGCCAAACGCAGAGCUCGAGAGACUAUGUACUGGCCCUCAAUGUACUCUGACAUCGAAAGAGAAGUGUCUCUCUGUACUGCAUGCAAAGCUUUGACAGCUCACCACGCAAAGGAGCCAAUGCAACUCCAUGACAUUCCUGAACUGCCAUGGUCAUUCACUGCAGCUGAUAUAUUUGAGUGGCGUGGCAAAAUGCAUCUAGUCCUAGUGGACUCGUACUCCGGGUGGUUCGAGCUGGAUUACCUCCCCAACAUGACCAGCAACACCGUCAUUGGGAAGCUGAAGAGACACUUUGCAACACAUGGUGUGCCCCACACUUUCAUGAGUGACAAUGGGACCCAGUUUUCGGGGAGGGACUUUGCACAGUUUUCACAAUCAUGGGACUUUAAACACAUCCGCAGCAGUCCCUACUAUCCGCAAUCUAACGGCCUUGCUGAGCGUGCAGUGAGAUCCGCCAAGCACCUGCUGGAGAAGUGCCACCGUGAUGGCUCAGACAUUCAAGCAGCCAUUCUGCACACUCGCAACAUUCCCCGUGAGGGACUCCCGUCUUCUGCUCAACGCCUGAUGUCCAGGCGUACUAGGACCUUCCUGCCAGCCACCACAGACAUGCUCAGACCCGCCAUCCAAGUCAACGUGGCUGCCACCAUCACCAAACACAGAACGAGGGGGAAAAUGUAUCAUGACCGCCAUGCUCACCGUCUCCCUGCACUUAAGCCAGGUCAAACAGUCAGAGUGCAGACUGAACGUGGUUUUGAUCACGUGGCAAGAGUGGAAGGCCCAGCCCAGCAGCCUAAUAGCUAUGUGAUAGCAUCACAAGGAAAGAGCUACAUCAGGAACAGGCGGCAUCUCCUCCGGGUAGAUGAGGACCCACCGGCAACCCCUGAAGAGGACGUGCCACUGACCUCCACCUCUCCGGCACCUGAUAGAGAAAAUGACACCAGCGCACCACCUCCACCUCCUACCACACCAGUGGUCAAUACUGCUGGCCCAGUUGAAAGACAGUUGGUAGUGACACGAGCAGGCAGAGUCAGCCAGCCCAAUCAGCGCUAUGGGGACUAUGUCAGUCCUUAG